This is a messenger RNA of Mya arenaria, 3113 nucleotides long. RefSeq names its product DET1 homolog. NCBI's taxonomy places the organism in Eukaryota, Metazoa, Mollusca, Bivalvia, Myida, Myidae. Gene Ontology annotation, cellular component: cullin-RING ubiquitin ligase complex; nucleus. The transcript has 5 exons. Gene Ontology annotation, biological process: protein ubiquitination; positive regulation of proteasomal ubiquitin-dependent protein catabolic process. The coding region runs from base 424 to 2094 and encodes 556 amino acids. The record is from RefSeq and is a predicted model, not a curated record. Gene Ontology annotation, molecular function: ubiquitin-like ligase-substrate adaptor activity; ubiquitin protein ligase binding.
UGAUUGUACAGUACGUCUCAGCUGAUUUCGAAAGCGUGACAGAUUUUUUUACCUAUCUUAUCAACAAGAUAUUUAAGAUUUCUUCUUUAAAUCGAUAACGCCCUGAAGAAUGUACAAGAUAAUAAUAUCAUUUAUUUUAAAAAACGAAAUGUGUUUGGCUGGACACACAACUGGUUUGAAACCUUAACGCCAUCCUUAACUAUUAUCUGGGAGUAGGAUUGUUUUGGGGCCCAGCUAAUAUUCAGGACAGUAUGAAAUUUGGUAAAAGGGAUGUAGCCGCUGCGCAUAAGAGGUGUUCUGUAGCCGUGAGUUGUUCGGCAUGGUAUUUUAAAAUCAAGAACGGUCACUCGGUUGGUACUAUAUUUAUCGGCUGUCAAAAAUAAUAGAUAUCCAGGUUAUAUUAGUCAACCUCAGACCUAAACAAUGAAAGCAGAAGUCGACGAUGGAAUUUCCCUGGAGUGUUUUCUGAAACCAAGAAGAAUUGGGAAUCAGAAUGUUGUUCACAGACUCUAUCAACGGGAAACACAUUUGGGUAAACCUGGAACACAGUUUCACUGUGCAAGACGAUUUUACACAAAUGUAUUCCCAAAUUUUACAGUGGUAAAUGUUGAAAAGCCUCCUUGUUUUCUUAGGAAGUUUUCACCCGAUGGAAGAUACUUCGUAGCAUUCUCUGCGGACCAGACGUCUAUAGAAAUUUACAGUUUUGAAGGUUCUGCUGCGGCAGAAUCCUUAAUGAAAAAUGUUAAAGGUGACAUUGCUGCAAAUACCUCAGAUCCUAAGUGUUCAGACAUCAGGAGCAAACUCUUUGAGAAAUUCUUUAAAUUAAGGUGCACAGCAAUAGUCGCAACCAAUGGUGGGCAGUUGAAUAGAGAGUGUAGUUUAUUUACUGACGAUGGCAAGUUUGUAAUUGUCGGGUCUGCCCAGAAUGUUCCAGAGGACCCUCAUCCUUUGUUUUUUGACACUCACAGAAACAAUGAGGCAGUCAACGCUAGCCCACGAUCGCCGCUGGAAGACUAUUGUCUACAUAUUGUGGAACUCGAGUCUGGUCUUGUGUGCGAUUACAGAAGUUUUAAAUAUGAUAAAAUAUUUUUAUCACACAAUCAGGGACUUUAUUUGUAUAAGAACACGCUGGCAGUGUUGUCUGUGUUACAACAGACCAUCCAUAUAUUCCAUGUGACAUCGAGAGGGGAGUUCAUUGAUGUCCGAAGUAUCGGCAGAUUCUGUUACGAGGAUGAUGGUCUUUUCUUCAAUUCAUUCCAGGAAUCUACAGGUCGCAGUGCACAGACGCAAUAUAUGGAGAAAACAAUGAAUUCUCUUAAACACAGGUUACUGGUAUUCUUGUACACCAAAGCAAAAACUAGCUGCUCUGCCUAUGAACUACGCAAGUUUUACCAGUACUUUGAACAAUUUGCAUCGCUUAAAAUGUGGAAAAUGCAACUAUUAGAUGAAAAUCAUCUCCUUAUAAAGUACGCCAGUGAAGAUGUGGUAACUCUUAAAAUUCCUGACCCAAAUUCUCAACCCUCCUUCUUUGUCGUGUACAAUAUGGCGACAACGGAGGUUGUAGCUGUGAAUGAGAACACGAGCGACGACCUGCUGCAGUUGUUUGAGAACCACUGUGACAUGUUUCGUAACGCGACCCUGCAUACUGUUGCUCAUUUCACAUGCUCGUCAUCCAGCAACCUUUAUGCAAGACAGAUCCAGCAGCGAUAUAAACAGACCAUCAUAAAUGCCAAGUUUGGUGGAAAUACAGAAGCUGUCAAGCGUUUGCUUGCCCAGUUGCCGAUCAGUGCCCAAUCGUAUAGUAGCAGCCCCUACCUGGACCUAGCUCUCUUUAGCUAUGACGAUAAGUGGGUGUCUGUCAUGGAGCGGCCCAAACCCUGUGGUGAUCACCCUAUUAGGUUCUAUGCCAGAGACUCGGCUCUGCUUAAGUUCAAGAUCUACGCGGGUGUGACAGGCAAGAACACCCAACCAACUGCCCGACGUCUAGUGGCCUUUACCUUCCAUCCCAGCGAACCCUUCGCCAUCAGUGUACAGAGAACCAACUCAGAAUAUGUGGUCAAUUUCCAUAUCAGACAUGUGUAUGUGCCGAAAUAGAAAUACCUCAAAGUCAAAGCUAACACUACAUCAACAAUUGACAAUGUUCCAUGCCUAACAUGAUUUUGUGCUCCGUACAUUUUAUGCCCCAUACCUGGUAUGUGAACAUUGACAAGAUAAGUAUCCUGUGUGGUGACACAAUUCAUGCUGAACAUGAUUUGGAGUCAGUAGCUGGAUGUGAACAUUGACAAGAUAAAUAUCCUGAAGUGGUGACAAAAUUCAUGCUGAACAUGAUUUGGAGUCAGUACCUGGAGGUGAACAUUGACAAGAAAAGUUUCCUAAAGUGGUGAAAAUAUUCAUCCAUGGCAAAGGUACUUGCUGAGCAUGAUUUUGAGCAAGUAGCUGAAGCGUGAACAUUGACUAAAUAUUUCUGAGGUGGGGGCAAAAUUCUUCAAUGGACGAAGAUAGAUGAACCCUAAAUGAUCAUAGCUUAUUGCCAGAUAUGUGUUCUCCUAGAGUGUAGGGUACUUAAAGAUCUAUUGUGUCAAUUUAGUUUGAAAAGGAAAAUAGUCGCACAAUGAAUAGAAUGAUGUCAUAUAAUAUGGAAUAAUAUGAUUGUGUUUGUGUUCAGAGACAUUUAUUGAGGUGGAUUGGGGAUUGAUUAAACAAUGAAAUUGAUAGGAAGUAAUGCAGUAUUUUACAUUAUAUGAGUGCUGUACUUGUUCCAAAUGAACUGUACGUUAUAAUGUACAGUAGCUGAUGUGUGGAAUGUUAUUGAACUACUGCAAGUUGUUUAAUAUUGUCAUGAAUGAAAAAUUAAACAAACAACAACAAUUAUUAACUGAUAUACUGGUGUGUCCCUUGCUGGACAAGGGCAUGUUUUAAUUGAUUCAAUUAACUUGCAGUUAAACCAGUUCAAUUAACAUUUUCAAAAAUGAUAGUUUAUUGGCUAAUAUACUGGCAUUUCCCUUGCUGGACAAGGGCAUGUUUUAAUUGAUUUAAGUUAUUUGCAGUUAAAUCAGUUCAAACUACAUUUUAAAAAUAUGUUAGUUUUUUAAAUUUGACAGAAUAAAAUUUGA